AUAGAAUAUGACAAUCUUUUAUUUAGCACCAUAAAUAUCACAUAAGAUAACUUAGGACAAAGAGAUAAAUUGCCAUAUAUUUAGGUGCAAGCUAACUGGAAUUAACCUAUAUGGGCUAUACUAGGCCAGUCAGCUUAAGCAAGAUGGUGACAUGAAACUUCGAGAAAACAAAGUUUAAAAGAGGGUAAAUUUGCCCAAAGAAAAUGGAUCCGAAGGACAAAGAGUACAGAGAGCUUCUAUUUGAAAUUGCACAGGAAAUAACAAACGAUGAGCUGGCAUGUAUGAAGUUUUUGAUGCCUACAAACUCUAGUCCCGACAAUUCAAAAGAAACCUUUGAAAAGAAAGUACUGAUUGAUGCAUUAGAUUUCUUUCGCAACCUGGAAAAGCAAAAAAAGCUCGGCGUCGAUGACUUGGCAGAUUUGAUUUAUUUAUUAGAAAAGGCAAAAAGAAGUGAUCUUGUCUUGAAAGUAAACGAAUUUCAGUCAAGAAGAAAGAGUAAAGAAACCUUACAAUCUGAAGUCUUUAUAAAGUGUGCUUCGGAUAAGGGUUCUUGCACAGAAGAAGAUAAUGUACAAGGACAAGAGGCUGAAGCAGGCGCAAGUAAAGAAGAUUUAAGCAAGGCUAAGAAAAGAAACAAGAAAAAGAAAUAUAGACGAAAGAAGAGAGCUGAAAAAAAACCAGGUUCCACUUCUAAAGAUGAAAACUCUAAUGCCGGACUUCCAAUAACUGAUGCAAACGAAGAAGCAGCAGCUCAAACGGAACACCAUGAGAACCGGGAAGAGGUAAUACCCCAGUCAUUGCAAUCAAAGAAAGAUAAUUUUAGUGCAAAGCCGCAAAGUAAAGAGGAGGAGUUGACAGAGGACACUGAUACAAAUAAGAAGGAAUUGGAAACGGAAAAGACAAAGAGUAAUGCAAGAAGCAAAACUCUAGAUCUGCCAUCUCACCAGAAGGAGGAGGAGGAGAGAGUCUCUUCAAGUUUAACAAAAGGCAAAGAUAACGAAAACACUGUGGAAGAUACAAAACAAACACAAAACGAUGAGAUGGAAAGACAGACGUGGGACAUAACAAAGAACCAAGUAUUACGAAAAGCAAAAAAGGAGUGUCAAAAAGGUACGAAUUCUACAGAUUUGAAGAAGUCCGAAUCUUCAGGUAAUCAUGACCCCAACCCGCAAAGGCAAAUUUUGUCAUUGUGUACCAAGUGGCAAGGAUGGGGGGAAAGUGCACCAGUAAUAAAUCGUGAGUUCUGUUUGGGGUUGGCUCGAGCUGGCCAUAGAGUUGCCUGUUUAGUUCUUACGUCAUCGGAGCUGGACAAAGAAGAAGCAAGAAAGGGAAAUGUUGAAUUGAUUCAGUGCACUGAGAAGCCUGGAAUCAAUAAAGAUGAUCCACAACUUUUGCAUGAUCAGCAGCUCCCCUUUCGUCCAGAUUUCAUAAUUGGUUAUGGAAAAUUGACAGGCCCUACAGCUGUUUUUUAUGCCGAAAAAUCAUCAUGUCCAAGGGUUCACAUCAUUUAUGACCUUCCAAAUGAGUGUACAAAAUUUGACAAUGUGCAAGCCAGUCCACAGUGCAACGAGGAAGAAUUAGCAAGGUCCGCAGAUUUCGUAGCUGUAAUUGGUACUCUACUAAAAGAAAAAUGGAGUUCCUUGUUAAACCGCGAAGUUAUUGAGAUUGUGCCAGGACUUCCAGACCUCACCAAAAGGAAUCGCAUCUCAUCACCUCAGUGCCGAUGUUUUGUACCAGCUAAGUUUGAUUCACCUGUCACAAGUGGGUUGAGAAUAGCGGUUAUAGCCGUUAAUCAAUCUAGUAAGAGAGAGAUUUGGCCUCGAAAAUCCACUCUCGUCGUUUGUAACACAGAUUCCAGUGCUUCUGUGAAUCCAACAAAAAAGGUGUUGAAAGCGGUUGAUCGCAAUCACGUGGAUUUAAACGAACGAAUCAAUAGCAACAGUCAAGAAGCGUUCAUUGAUAUUCGAGGAGCCACGAUGUUUUUGUCACCUGCAAGAGUGGAGCCGUUUGGAGUGGCUGCUUUAGAUGCAAUUGCAAUCGGAAUUCCAGUUAUCAUCAGUGCGCAUAGCGGGCUUGCCUAUACAAUUCGCCAGUACUUUGACGAAAAGUUCCAGUCUUGUAUUAAAGACGUUUCCCUUGACUGUGAGGGGGUAAAUGGUGAUGAUGAAGAGGAAAAAGAUGCUGCAAUAUGGGCAAUACAAGUUGACAAGAUAACAUUGGACCACGAACAAGCCUUUAUUUUGGCAGACGAACUUUCCUUAGAAUGGAAAAAAAGUUUUACAUGGGAUGGAGCUGUAGAGCACUUCAUGAAUAUCCUAACAAAAUCCGGCAAACUUCCAUCCCACUCUCUACCACAAUCCAGCAGGUUAAAUGUAUCGAGAAGUGAUCAGGCCUCAUAUGUCAAGCUGGUUCAAGAAAUGAAUUUGUUUGAUAAUCGCCAAAAGUUUGUUUUGUUCCUGUCACCUGAAAGUCCUGAAGUAAUGUACAACACUUUUCAACUUGGACUGGUCCGCUGGGCUGCAGUAUUUGAUUUUCAUCGUGAGAGCGCCAUAAAUGGCUAUUUAAAAAGUUGUGAUGGUUUUCUCGUGAAUUCUGGAAAACCUGCAUGCCGGGUGCUGCCUCCUCCUAAAGAGGAUAUCGUAAAAGCUCAGAAUUCAUUUACUUUGCCAAAUGGAAUUCCCUGGAUCUUACUUCAAGGUUUGCCGGAAAUGAAGAGAGAUAUCAUUGGCAAUUUGGACUGGAUACAAGAAAUCUUCAAUCAGUUGAAAAAAAGACAUCCAAGUCAAAUCACACUUCUGAUUAUAUGGAAUAGUAACAGUGAGCAUGAAGCUCUCUGCAAGAAGCUAUAUCAGCUUCAACUCCAAGUGCAAGCAUCUCCUGCUUUGAAAAAUGAAGCUCAUCUCGUAAUUCUUUCAACAUCAGAGAAUAUCGAUAGCAGACUUAACGACAUUGCAGAAGAAUGGGGUGUAAAUAUCAAGAAAGUUGACAUCAACAAACUGUGCGAUGCCCUUUAUAGCACAGCUACUGCUAAUCCUCUGUAUCAACUUGAUCCAGACUUUUCGAUUCCAAAACGCAGCAAUGGUGGACAAGAUGACAUAAUGCCGGCGACUCUACCUUCCUCAAUAAGAUGGGUGGACUCUGUCCUGGAAGUGCUUUAUACAGCCGUUGGCAAUAUUCCUGAAUAUGGUGAAGAGGAUGCUCAUUAUUUCUAUAGAGGAGGAAAGAUCUCAUGGUAUGGCAUUGAAAUGAAGUACGCAGUUGAAAGAGAAUCAUGGGGACCUCUAAAAAAUGUAAUCAAAAAAGAAUUGGAAUAUCCAGGUGCUGCAUAUCUCAGACUUUACCACCAACGCGGAACAGGAGGAACAACUUCAGCCAGGAAGCUUCUUUAUGACUUCCACCUUCGCUAUCCGUGUGUCUGCCUCAAGACAGUAAACCAAGAGACGUCUCUGGCAAUUAAAGCAAUAUGGGAGUUUUGCUGUCUUCCUGUAAUCAUUCUUGCAGACAUUAAUGAAUUUCCUGGGGCUGAAGACAGUGACAUAACAGCAUUGUAUGGAAAUCUUUCAACUGAAAAAGUAUCUUGUCUUCUUAUGCACGUUGUGCAUCGCCAUUAUCAAGAAAGGAAACAAGAAUCAAGUGAAAAAGACAACUUAGCAAAGCCCUUGAUAGAGGAUGAAAGAGGUCAAUUUGUUAAAGUUUACAGUUUGCAAAGUCCAGCAAAAAAGGCAGAACUAAAUAGAAUGAGGCAUGAGGACGAGGAAUUGCAAAUUCCUUUUUACUAUGGUUUGGUCGCAUUCGAAGAGCAGUUCAAAGGUCUCAGACCAUUCGUCAGUGAUUGUUUACAGGGGCUUAAUGAUUGUCAACGAAAUGUUUUGUGCUUCCUCAGUAUGGCUUAUCAUUAUGCACAAAUGGAUCUUCCCUUAAGAGAAUUUGCCACCAUUUUCAACCUCAAGCCUCGACAAUUAAAUUCCAUCCACGACAUUUUAACACCUGAGUCAAUCGAACUUCUCAUUGAAGAAGAUGGACGUUGGAGACCUCGACACUACACCAUUGGAAAAGAAAUUUUACGUCAAUUGUUGACUGUUCCUUACAAUAUUCACGCAGAAAACUGGCAACGGAAUUUAGCAGAUAAAACAAUAGAAUUUGUUUCUUACAUGGAAGAGGAAACUACAAAAGCUGUUCUUUUGAAUCGCAUUGCUGACGAAAAAACGUACAAAAGGUUUUCAUCGCUAGUAGAAGAUAUUCCUGAGGGGGAUGAUGUCCUUAGAGUCUUUGAAAAGGCGAUCAGUUUUUAUCCAGGCGAUCCCUUUCUUAAGGCCCACCUUGGUCGCUACUAUAGCGUGCGAAAAGGAGUACUUGGAUUUGAAACAGCUCUUCGCUAUACUGAUGAAAGUAUACUUCUUGCCUAUGACAAGCCCAAAAAUAUCCGUGGUCAACUUACACAGAUGAAAGGGAUGCUAUACAGACGACAAGUUAGGAACCAGAUUCAUAGGAAAGCAGACUAUAAAGACAUAUUUCACCUAGCUGACGAAGGAAUGAAGGCCUUUACGAGUGCUGCCAGUCUUUGCCUAGAAACGCUUGAGAAAUUCUACAUUCCCCUGGUAAGAAUGAUGUGUGACGUUUUCUGGCACAUCAAUAAAACCUUUAAAGGUGGAAUUUUUAAUUACCUGCUGUCCUCGGAUGCUGAUAAGUUUAUCUUAGACAGUAUAUCAGAAACUGGUGAUAUCCUGGAAUCUGUAUCAGAUAGCCCCGACUAUCCUGAUUUGCGCCGAGAUUUAUUUAGACUCAGAGGGCAGAGCAAAUCUGAGAGUAAGGCAGAUCUUGUAAAGCACUUCCGAGAGCUGAAGAAAACAUCUAAAACGAGCACGGCUUCAAUAAAUCGGCAGAUUGUACUCCUACAGCUAGAACUCUUCAAAGAAAGAGGCAAGCCAAUUUCCGAAAUCACGGAAGAGUUAAGUCAGCUUUUAGAAGAGGCACUAAAGUAUGACAACAAGGUCGAUCUUACCAUGCGCCUUUGGGUAAGAGUGGCGCCACACAUUCCGGUGGAGUUGCAAGCUGCAGAGAGCAAGAUAGCAGCCUGGUGCAAUAAAGGAAAAUCGGCUCUGGCAUAUCUCUACCGCUACAUUAUUACAUGCAUUCGCAUUCUCGAUGGUGGUAGGGAUCAACGGUUUGAGGACGACAGAAAAAUUGCUCGUGAUGAGCUUAUCAAAUCUGUUCACUCAAUGAAACGUCUUACCUUGCUUCAUCCAGAUCGUCCAGUAGUGUUCCUUGGAACUGGCAAAGGCAUGGGUCAGCUUGUCACUGUAGAAGAAAGCGUGACAAAUGUCAGAAAGCAGCGUUGGAUUCCCGAAAGCUUAACGAAACGACUGCGAAGGUUCACGGGUAUUAUCAUGAAGACUGGCAAAGUUGGGCAAAUAAAAGCCGAUGGUCUUACUGUCUUAUUUCGUGCAGAUUUAUGCCAGCCUCCACUCACUGGGCAGUCUUACUUGAGUAAAAAGGUCGCCUUCUAUGUCGCCUUUACUUACUUUGAAGCAGAUGCAUAUAAUGUGAAGCUCAUGGCCGAGUAAACAUGAACUGAACUGUUUGAAUUUUGCAAACUUAUAAACUUAUAUUUUACAACCAUCACUCCCCUUAUGGGGGUUUCCGUGAUGUUUGCUCCACUCGCACUUCCACUACAUUCUAUAUUUACGACACACAACACACUCAAUUCAUAUGUUGAUUUUAUGGAGGGAGGAAAACAAGCAUGUUUACUACUGACAAAAUGCGGAAAUGGUUAUGUACUGAGACCUUUUAACGCGCUUAUUGCUAUGCUCCCAGAUGCAACUAAAGUCCCACUGUAAACUUGAAACUGUGAACACGAAAUGUACGACUAAGCCUGUGCCUUAUAGGUUGCUAUCAAUAGACGUCACUUCCGGCAAUAAGCAAUUACCGUGUCAUAUUUUGUAGGGCUAUCUUAUUUGAUAAAGCCAACUUUAUUUUGUAAAAAGUAGCUGUAUUUUCAUAAAGACUGAAAUCGAGUAUUUUUUCUGCAUGAGACAAAUGUCCUAUGUAUUUUUUGUUGUAUUUAGCCGUUAGAAAGUUUAUAAGUUAGAAAGUUUACUGAA
Actinia tenebrosa (Australian red waratah sea anemone) is the source of this 6101-nucleotide messenger RNA. RefSeq lists its product as uncharacterized. Gene Ontology annotation, molecular function: protein binding. The record is from RefSeq and is a predicted model, not a curated record. Gene Ontology annotation, cellular component: cytoplasm. Gene Ontology annotation, biological process: regulation of apoptotic process. NCBI's taxonomy places the organism in Eukaryota, Metazoa, Cnidaria, Anthozoa, Actiniaria, Actiniidae.